UCGACAUCAAAUGCCAUAGCCUUCAUCAGUUAUAACUUAUAAGUACAAACCCCCUUAACGAGUGAUCUUCUCAAUAUUCACAAUCUCAAGUAACAUGUCUCCCAACGUUCUCAGGUGGUUUAGCCUCGUAGCUCUUCUCUGGCUUCAAUCUAUCAACGGCACCAACUUGAGUUUCCCUGCUUACUCUUCACAGCUCAAAGAGUUUCUCUCAAUCUCUCAGUUUAAACUAAACUACCUCUCCUUCGCCUCCGACGCCGGAAAAGUCCUCGGUUUCAUCUCCGGAAUCGCUGCCAUUCAUAUUCCUCUACCGCUCGUCCUUCUCGCCGGAGGUUCUUUAGGUUUCGCCGGCUACGGUCUCCAGUAUCUAUGCAUCGUCAAAAAGAUGUUCACGUUAUCGUUUUAUCAGAUAUGGGGGCUGAGUUUCUUGGCCGGAAACAGCAUCUGCUGGAUCAACACGGCUUGUUUUAUCGUCGCCAUCAACAGUUUUCCGUUGAACCGUCAAGUCGCCGUAGGGAUCACGGCGAGUUAUCAAGCUUUGAGUGGAAAAAUCUACACCGACAUAGUCCACACGUUCUUCUACUCGUCUCAACGCGAAGCUGCCUCUGGUUACCUUUUGCUCAGCUCUCUAGUUCCUUUGGCUUGUUGUCUCGUGACGGCUCCUAUGUUGAUGAGAGAAGCAAAAGCGAUGUCGUUUUCAUCUAGGGAUGUUAACGUGGGCUUUAUCUUUUUGUUUGUUGUGACUAUAGCCACGGGGAUAUACUCCGUGGCUACGAGUCUUCUCUCGGUUCCAGCGGUUUUAGCACUCGUAGGCAUUGUUUUGUUUCUUCUUGCUCCUCUGGCUAUUCCAAGUGGAGUUAGGUUUGAAGAGCUUAUGUCCUCAACUAGAAGUCAACAAAAGGUAUACAACUUGGAAGCUCCUUUUGAAGAAGAUCAAAAGAAAGAGGAAGAAGUUGACGAGAAGGCAAUAGUUGGAGUUAGAGAAGAGGUCGAGUGGACAAAACUAUGGAAGAGACUCGACUUUUGGAUAUAUUUUGGACUUUAUUUGUUCGGUCCGACGGUGGGGAUAGUGUUUAUGAACAAUCUUGGUCAAAUCUCUGAGUCUCGUGGCUGCGCCGCGACCUCUUCCUUGGUCGCUCUCUCGUCCUCGUUCGGGUUUUUCGGCCGCUUGCUUCCUUCGUUACUCGACUACUUCCUCUCUAGGAACAGAUACAUGCCAUCAAGCCCGGUUUCUAUGGCGGUCUCACUUGUAGCAAUGGUUGCUUCGUUUCUCCUCCUCCUCAUCGACUCUGACAUUGCUCUCUACGUCAGCACGGGGAUGAUCGGCGUCUUUUCCGGAGCAUUGACUUCUCUCUCCGUCACAAUGACUGCAGAGCUUUUUGGGACAAAACAUUUUGGAGUUAACCAUAACAUUGUUGUCGGAAGCAUUCCGAUUGGUUCUUUUGCUUUUGGUUUAUUUGCAGCUAAAGUUUACCGCGAUGGAGCUGCCUUGGACGGACGUUUUGACGGAAAGUGUUUUGGGAUGUAUUGCUUUCAAACCACUUUGAUCUUUUGGGGAAUGCUAUGUUCUGUCGCCACCGUUCUAGCCACCGUUUUAUAUCUACGCAACCGCAAGUUCUACUCGCAGAAGUUGUAGAAGAAGAAACAUAACUAAUUAGGAGAAAACGCAGCGUUUUGUUGGUUUUUCACGCAAGCUUUCACUUAACCAAAGGAAAGUUUUUUUGGUACCAAACGAAAAUAUUAUUGUAUAGUUAUGUAUCUGGUGUUAAACUGGUGGUAUGCAUGAGGCCAUGAGGGUAAAAGUAUUGUAUAAUAUAGACGAACAGUAUAAAUAGAUAUACAGAAAAGUUCUUUUUCAAUAAAGAUCCGUUUUUUCUUAUAAGUUGUAUGAUAGUAAAUUCAAUCUUUUUUGUUAGAUUAGUGUAAGAUCAUUAAUAAAUUAAAUGCUGAAUAAUUUAAAACGAGUUUGUUUGAAUAUAAGUGGGAAAUAUGACUUCACGAAAUUUCGGGUGAGUCCCAUUAAUAUACUCAACAAAAUAUUAUGUGGGUGCGUAGCUGAUGUUCUGUUGGUUCGAACGUGGGCCAAGAAUCUUGAUCAUGCAUCUGUUAUUUAAGUGAUUAGUUUCUAGUGUGAACAAAGUUUCUAAUUACGAGACUCCAACAGUUAUUAAUAUAUUCUCAGUACAUCAAAUUAUUUGUAUUAUUCAGUGGUGUCCAUAUAUU
Messenger RNA from Brassica napus (rape), 2220 nucleotides. Its product is annotated as protein NUCLEAR FUSION DEFECTIVE 4-like. The record is from RefSeq and is a predicted model, not a curated record. The coding region runs from base 95 to 1633 and encodes 512 amino acids. The transcript is spliced from 2 exons. Gene Ontology annotation, cellular component: membrane. Lineage: Eukaryota; Viridiplantae; Streptophyta; Magnoliopsida; Brassicales; Brassicaceae.